Lethenteron reissneri (Far Eastern brook lamprey) is the source of this 3463-nucleotide messenger RNA. Its product is annotated as major facilitator superfamily domain-containing protein 1-like. Gene Ontology annotation, biological process: transmembrane transport. Gene Ontology annotation, molecular function: transmembrane transporter activity. The record is from RefSeq and is a predicted model, not a curated record. Lineage: Eukaryota; Metazoa; Chordata; Hyperoartia; Petromyzontiformes; Petromyzontidae.
GCCGUGCAUUGGGCGGUGUGCGGAGAACACGUGGAGAACAAACGAUUGCGGGUGCCGUCGUGGGAGUCAGUAUCGGCCAACGGAGGGGGCUUUCUCGGAGUUUGCUCGCUGGAAGAAGACGUAUGAUGUGCAUCGACGCCCGAGAUGGACGGUACCGCUUCCUGGUGCUGCUCUGUAACUGCCUCGUCACCUUUGGCUCGUACUACUGCUUCGACAUGCCGGGGGUGCUGCAGGCUCAGUUCCAGGGGAAUUUGAACUGCUCCGACGAGCAGAAUGCGAAGAACGCGUCUGUCCUGGAUGGUGGUGGAGGCUGCGAGACCCCGUCGGGAUUGGGACUCACACCGAGCAAGUACAACUUGCUGUACGCUGUCUACGCGUGGGGAAAUGUCGUUCUCGUGAUCCCCUUUGGGUACUUGAUGGACAAGAUCGGAAACCGAGUCUCCGUGAUGCUCUUCUCGUCGUUCUGCGUGCUCGGCUCGCUGCUCUUCGCGCUCUCCGUCCGACUCCGCGACUCCACACACUCCAUGCUCGCCCUCAUGCUCGCCGGGCGGGUGCUCUUCGGCUGCGGGAACGUCUCGCUCAUCAUCGUGCAGUUCCGCAUCGUGGCCUUCUGGUUCCGUGAGAAAGAGCUGGCCAUGGCGUUCGGGGUGACCAUCGCCUUCUCGAGACUCGGCAGCGUUCUCAACUUCCUCUGCACCGAGAGCUUCGAGCACCGCUUCGGCCUGGAGGCGACGCUGUGGGCCGGGGCAGUGCUGUGCGCCGUGAGCCUCGUAGCUGCCUGCACGGUGGGCUACCUGGACCAGAGGGGCCUGCAGCAGCUUGGCCUCUACGCCGGACUGCGUCGCGAAGCCAAGAGCGUGAACAUCACGGACGUUCGCCGCUUCAAGCGCACCUACUGGAUGCUCGUCCUCACCACCGUCUGCUUCUACAGCACCAUCUUCCCGUUCAUCGCCAACGGCAGCAAGUUCAUCCAGGACAUGUACGAGGGCUUCUCCCAGGAGCAGGCGUCCCUGGUGGUCGGCGCGACGUACAUGGUCUCGAUGGUGCUGUGCGCCGCGUCUGGCGUGCUCGUGGACCGCGUGGGACAGCGUGGGUUCAUGAUCAGCGCGGCAGCGGCCUCCACGCUUCCCGUGUUCCCCGUGUUGGCGUAUGGCGGCCUGCCCCCGCUCGCCUCCACGCUCUGGCUCGGAGUGGCCUACUCCGUGAGCACGGCCUGCAUGUGGCCGGCCAUAUCCAUGGUGGUGCCGUACUCCACCCUCGGCACGGCCAACGGAGUCGCCACAUCGCUGCAGAUGCUCGGGGUCGGGGUCUCCAACCUCGCGGUCGGGGUGCUGCUCGGCGAGGAGACCGGGGAGAUCGCUCCGUGGCGGUGGCAGAACGUGAUGUUCUACUUCCUCGCGCUCACUCUCGGCUGCCUCGCCUCCUCCCUGGUGCUCAACGUCGUGGACCAGGACGCGGGCCAGAUCAUCAACAGAUCACGCGUGCGCCAAGCGGCGGACAGAGUCUCGGAGGAAGCCCCUUUGCUGACGGACGGAUGAGAAGACGAGCGGGGUGGACAUGCGUGCGGGAAGCAUCAUUCUAUCCACACACACAAAGCACCCCUCCACCCACCUCUAGAAAAUGUAGAUAGAGAAACCCCUGCCCCUCGUGAAUUAGAGAUGCACGAGAUGAUCGUAUAAAUCAAACUCGCUGCAUGGCGUGAUGCAAUAUCGCUCUCGCAGAUAGAUAUAUCCGGACGUUGGGGAAAUCACGUCUCGGGUUGACGGGCGGGGGGAGGAGGAUUGCUUCUGCCUGCAAGCGUGGUAGCGCAGCAGCUCCGUCAUAUAAAAUAAAAUAAAAAAACCCGCUCAGUUGUAUCCGCGUGCCUCCCCGGGCCAACAAACGAGUACUGAUGGGACUUGACUUGCAUUUUCUCAACUCCAUUUUUUAUCAUUAACAAACUGCCACGGCUUGUAGAUACUAACGAGACUGAAAAGCUUGACUGUUGGUACAAUACGCACGAGGCAAUGCGCAAGGACGUGGAGACAAUCCUUUAACUUGGGAGUGGGACGCGGAGCAGGGGAAGGGAUGUGUUCACGCUGUAACUGGCAGAGGUGUGGACUCGAGUCAUGUGACUUGGACUCGAGUCAGACUCGAGUCAUGAAUUUGAUGACUUCAGACUCGACUUGGACUUGCAUCACAAUGACUUUGUCCCACCUCUGAGGUGUGGACUCGAGUCAUGUGACUUGGACUCGAGUCAGACUCGAGUCAUGAAUUUGAUGACUUCAGACUCGACUUGGACUUGCAUCACAAUGACUUUGUCCCACCUCUGAGGUGUGGACUCGAGUCAUGUGACUUGGACUCGAGUCAGACUCGAGUCAUGAAUUUGAUGACUUCAGACUCGACUUGGACUUGCAUAACAAUGACUUUGUCCCACCUCUGAGGUGUGGACUCGAGUCAUGUGACUUGGACUCGAGUCAGACUCGAGUCAUGAAUUUGAUGACUUCAGACUCGACUUGGACUUGCAUAACAAUGACUUUGUCCCACCUCUGAGGUGCGGACUCGAGUCAUGUGACUUGGACUCGAGUCAGACUCGAGUCAUGAAUUUGAUGACUUCAGACUCGACUUGGACUUGCAUAACAAUGACUUUGUCCCACCUCUGGUAACUGGGGCCAUGCUCUGUCCCCCCACAGUAGCAGAUGACGUGGAAUGCAGCCGAUGUGGAGACCGUUCUAUACCUAUUUCACGGAUGUCUGAAUUUGUGCAUUCCUCGCGGGCAUUUUACUACGCCACGCAAUGGAUUGCAGGAUUCUUUUUUUUGCUCCCUUCCAUUUUACGUUCUAUGUGAAAGCUUAAGACCGGCCUGUUAAGUCCUUGAGAAACCGUUUUUUUCCCUCUCGAUACAUCUACAUUAUUACAAUCGUAAAUGUGCCUGAUGCACCGUACACAAAAUGUAAACGUUUCUUUAAGUGGCAAUUGAAAUUAAAUGUAACCUCAUUGCUACUCAAGCCAAAGUAACACGGUCAGUGGUUUUCUCAUGUAACAAUUCAGUGACAUUAAUAGGCGUAUACCUGGGUUGUAUUAAAGCUUCUUUCCUUUAAAAAAUCUGUCCGCAAAGUUUACAUUUUCUAAAUGUGUAACAUAGGCGCUAACAUAGAGGUGCUUAACAUUGAUCAGUCUCAUGGGGCACCUUUAUCAAGGGAGCCGCAAGAUCCCAUUUGCCUUGGAUGUGUGGGCGCAAUUUGGGAAAAACUUGAGGCUCUUUGGAGAACAGCUACGAUUGCUACGGAUGUGUAGCUUUGACAAUUGCACAAACGCCGGAUAGUGCGAUGUGAUAAUGAACGCUGUUUAGGUUAAAUGCGCGCUGCAGGAGGUGGCAUUCAAACAUCAGCCGACGUCGUCGUCUCCGUGUUCACCGAAUGGGAAUGCUGUCGACAGCGACACAAACGACGAGAAUCAGGCGCGCGCGUGUAAACACGCACAC